This is a messenger RNA of Meyerozyma guilliermondii ATCC 6260, 672 nucleotides long. RefSeq names its product RNA polymerase II subunit A C-terminal domain phosphatase (gene SSU72). Bases 1 to 672 code for a protein of 223 amino acids. The transcript has a single exon. Gene Ontology annotation, cellular component: nucleus; mRNA cleavage and polyadenylation specificity factor complex. Gene Ontology annotation, molecular function: RNA polymerase II CTD heptapeptide repeat phosphatase activity. Gene Ontology annotation, biological process: termination of RNA polymerase II transcription. Lineage: Eukaryota; Fungi; Ascomycota; Pichiomycetes; Serinales; Debaryomycetaceae. The record is from RefSeq and is a predicted model, not a curated record.
AUGGCCAUCGACAGCCUUAAGAUAUGCACAGUCUGUGCCUCCAAUAAUAACCGGUCCAUGGAGUCACACAAACAAUUAAAAGAUGCUGGGUAUGAUGUAAAGUCGUUUGGCACUGGAUCUGCCGUUCGACUUCCAGGUCCUCUGAUCGACAGACCGAACGUAUACGAGUUUGGAACUCCGUACGAAGAUAUAUACAACGACUUGAUGAGCCAGGAAGCCCACAAGAUGUACGAGUCCAACGGGUUGAUUCAUAUGUUAAAUCGUAAUCGACAUGUAAAACGAGCUCCAGAGAAAUGGCACGCCAAUGCUUAUGCUGGUAAGUUUGACUUGGUUAUAACGUGUGAGGAGCGUUGUUUUGACUCUGUGAUUGACGACUUAAUGUAUAGACUCGUGAACAAGGAAGACGCGGACACAGAAGUCAAGCAGGUGGUUCAUGUGGUUAACGUGGACAUCAAAGAUGACAACGAAAAUGCAUUCAUAGGAGCCAAGGGGAUCGUCAAGUUAGUGACGAUGAUCCACGAGUUCAAGGAGAGAGCCAAGGAAAAGCGGAAAAACGGCAGUUUUGAAGACGAAUCGGAGUUACUAUUGGAAGACAACAUGAUGCGAAUUUUGACCGAAUGGCAGCGAGAACACACCCACUUGCAGACAUUGUAUGGUGUAGCGUACUAUUAG